AUGGCAGAUAAUACUAUUUUCUUGUAUAACUUCAGCCUCAAACCUGGUCAAUGUGUGGAGUUGGACGGUUUCAUUCCAGAGGGCUGCAGAAGGUUUUUCAUCAACUUGGGAAAAGAUGCCAAGAAUUUAGUGAUCCACUUUGAUGUUCGAUUUGACUUCCAGGCGGAAAAACGUAUUUUAUCCUUGAACUCAAUGGAGGACGGUGUCUGGGGAGAAGAGCUGAGGGAGAAAGUAUUCCCCUUCAAGGAGGCAUCAGACACCAUGGUUUGCUUCCAGUAUGAGCUAGACAAGAUCACCAUCCAAUUGUCUUCCGGAAAGCCCUUCUCAUUUCCAGUCCGCUUUACCAUGGAGGAGAUCUCCUACAUGGCAGAGCCCAUCUGUCCAUAUCCAGGCUCUGUGAAAUGGCCAUAA
Molecule: messenger RNA, 411 nt
Organism: Staurois parvus
Lineage: Eukaryota; Metazoa; Chordata; Amphibia; Anura; Ranidae
Source: the annotation of a GenBank genome assembly